AAGUACACAGGUUAUGUAGUGGUGUGGUGGUAAUAUGAGAUACAUGGAUAACAUGUGGAGAUGGAGGAUGGCUGAGCAUUGGAGUGACAGACCACAUGUUGGCAGGGGUCAUGGGACCGUGGUGAUGGAAGUCUACUGGGGGACGUUCUGGCCCUCUGAUCCUUCUAUAUUCUCCAUUUCUCUGUUAUAUUGACCAGACUACUGGGCGCCUACUGGGCGCUUUGACACACUAGAUUUAUAGUUUACCCAUUCCACUAGAAAAGCAUACAUACCAGAGAAAUAUGCCUGGGGUGGCUGGACACUAAUGAACAAGAAACACAUAGUCUGCUGAUUCCAUUUGAGUGAAACUGACCAGACACAUAGACGCCUAUAAGCAAUUGGAUGCCCUAGAGAGGGGGGGGCACAAAGAGUGCAUUGAUUUAGUGGUGAAGGGAGGGUCCGGCCACCAUUAUAAACUGAUUGAAGGCAGAUGGUGGGGGAUGACUUCAUAGGGGACGGACAAUACUAUGUGGGUAUAAAUAAAAAGGACUGGACUUCUGAGAGGGGGGUUCGGUGGGACAUUCGAGAUGGUCAUACUAUUGUAAAUAAAAGCAUGUUUUUGAUUUCACAAGUUCUGAUAAAGCGUUAUAUUUCUGAGAUGAUUUUCCACGACAUAUUUGGCGAGCUGAGCCAGGAGGGACAGGGACUGAGAUAUGGCGAUCAGGGCUGGAGAUAGUUUCUUUGGACAAUCUUGCAAACACUAUGGCCACAACUAUAAAAAGGUAAGCUUGUUCUUACAUAGUUGAAAUGUUUGUAUGGAUUGCUUCAGAGAUUCUGUCUCAGCGAGAGGGGCGCCAUGUAAGUCUCUCUUUCAAAUUUCCUAAAAAGAAACCAGUAAAAACGAAAGAACUUUUGAAUUCAAAUAAAUGUGCAUGUAUGUGUAAUUUGGGGAAUUGUAUUAAAUAUAAAUGCAUGUGCAUGUAUAGAGAAUGAGUGAAUAGGCGAUGUGAACUUUGCUUGUGUUAGGUGUUUAGUGGAGCAUGCGCUCAUUCUGAUUAGACCGUUCGAAUGUGUAGCUUAAAUGAUGUGCUUGUUUGUGCCAUCUGGCUGAGAUGGCUGGCUAUAAUGUGGGACAGCCCAUACGGUAAAAACAGAUAAUGUAGGUAGAAAAUCCUGUGAUACCUCUUCAAUAAAAUUAGUAGAAGGAAUGCUUGGACAGGUUACUUAUGAAUAACGGCUCUAAAGAUAACAGAGAACUGCAUAAAUAAGUAGUUAGAAAGCCACCGCUCUUUAAAAAAGGAACAUUUUUAAAGAGGUCUGAUUGGGUGGAUAUUUAGUAAAUAAAUACUUCAUGGCUACCGCCCCAGAACGGGGGACUGAACGGAUGAAUAUUUAGAAGGCAGGAAAAACGUUAGCCCGAUUGUGCGGCGUUCAACUGCAAAAGUAGCUUAUAAAUAUUAGGUUGUAGGAAAAACGUUAGCCCGAUUGUGCGGCGUUCAACUGCAAAAGUAGCUUAUAAAUAUUAGGUUGUAGGAAAACGUUUGCCCGAUUGUGCGGCGUUCAACUGCAAAAGUAGCUUAUAAAUAUUAGGUUGUAGGAAAAACGUUUGCCCGAUUGUGCGGCGUUCAACUGCAAAAGUAGUUUAUAUGGUCAAAACAUAAAUCAGUAGUUAAAUAAAUAUUUCAUGGUUAACGCUCUGAAAGGAGGACUGUACGGAUGAAUAUUUAGGACGUUUGCCCGAUUGUGCGGCGUUCAAAUGCAAAAGAAAUCCUGCGAAUAAAAAACCGCUCUGUCUAGCUAACAGGGUUUUGUAAUUCAGUAGGUCACGCCACAAUACUACUUUAAUAAAAGAAGAAAAGAUCAGUAUUGGGGGGUGGGUAGGAUAUGAAGACAAGCUGAUCCGAUUAGACAGUAGUCUCUCGUCAUAUCGUAGAAAUCCUAUUAGCCUAGGCUUAUGUUGAAGAAAGGGAUUAAGUCAAUAAAGAAAGAACUGAGUUGUUUUGAGGUAAAAACAAAGGGAUUGAAUGAACGGAUGAAACAUAAAAGGAUGAAUGAUAAUGUUGUAAGAAAUGAGUAGAUCUGUGUAGAGAUAGAACAUUAGGAAGAAAGAAAGGACAGGUUGGGUUGUGUGUGUGUCUGUGACCAACUGCUGGUAGGAAGAGGCAUGCGCAAGCCUCUCUGACAGUUAACUGAGUGUAAUUUGAGAAGGAGAGUGCAGUUAACUGCUAUUAGGCAGAUGGAAUGAAAUUAAGGAACAUCGAAGUAAAAUAAGUUAUAAUCAAGGAUAAAAACACUGAUGUGAUAAAGUAAUAAGCGACCAUAGUAGAAUACUAAAAAAGGUGUUAAAAUAAAUAACCAUAAAGAUAAUAAAAGAGGAUUAAACCAAAUAGUGUGUAACAAGACAGAAAGUAGAAUCGUCGAUAAAUUGAAAUUGUACUAUAAAGUUAAAAACGAAUCUAGGUUAGUUAAAUAGUGAUAAAUAGUGAUAAAUAGUGAAAUUCAGGACAGAUUAAGGAUUCACGAACGGUGUAACAAAGGAAGAGGAAAAAACAGGCCGUCGAUCACUCUGUACCCACAGAGACUGCGGUCUAAAAAUAGCCUGAAGGACAGAGACCAGAAUAUGAGAGGUUUGUUUCACUAAAACCAUGAAUCGGGAAUUAAACAGUAAAAUGGGAUAAAAGACAAUGAAAUAAUAAGACUAUAGGUAAGAAAGUAUAGACAAAAUAAAUUUAAUAAAGGUAAAAGUAAGACGUUAGAUAGAGAUCUUAACGGAGCGGGCAGUGGACUGGUGUGACUGAGUUGGUAGAGCAUGGUGCUUGCAACGCCAGGGUUGAGGGUUAAAUUCCCAUGGGGGACCAGGAUGAAUAUGUAUGAACUUUCCAAUUUGUAAGUCGCUCUGGAUAAGAGCAUUUGCUAAAUGACUUAAAUGUAAUGUAAAUGUAAUCAUAAAAUUGAUUAGAAUUAUAAAAGGAAUAAAUAAUGAUAUCUGUAAAGGGGAAAACACAGUGAUAUUUGAAGUAUUGUACUAGAAUAAGACAUUAAGUCAUCUGUAGUAUUCAGAAAUAAUGUCUGUACUAUAUAGAGCGUGGUUUGAGAAGAGAAAUUAAGUGAUGUGACAAAUGCAUUUUUAAUUGGAAAGGGGAUUCGCUCUACCUUGGAAAAAUAGUAAAUAAAAGGUGUAUAAUACAUGGGAGUAUUUAGGAAAAAUAAAUAAAUAAUUAGUGGCAUGACAACAAAAUGACUGUUUCCAUAGAAUAGGGAGAGAAGGACACUAUUACCUGAUAAACAGGAUAAAUAGGACAAGGGAAUUAAACAGUCACAUGGGACCAAAAUGUGAAGCUCGAUUUGCAGGCGUUCUGAUGUCAACAUUCUAUCAUCAGAAAAUACAUUGCGAUGGGGGUGUGUGUGUGGUUCCUCUAAUCCUCGCAGACGUGCGGGUGAUUGGCAGAACUAUUGACAAGAUCUAAGAACCAAUAAGAAAAUAGCUCUCUGUUCUGGAUAUAGGUAUAUCGGGUAUGGGAAAAUUAGUGUAAUGUGACAUUAGAACUUAGUACGGUAGUAGGAAAUGCCGCUAUACAAGAGUUUAUAUCCUUGUCAAAAUAACAAACAACUAAUCGGUUUGAGGUUAGUGAGAAUGGAAUUUUUUACUUGUCGUUGUAUAGUCUCUGAGCGAACAAUGAGUGUUUCAUAGAGAUUACAGUUUAUAUGUGGUCAAGAAGAAGUAUUAGAUCACGUUUGACUUGACAUCUAGUAGAGUAACGACGGAAUUUUAAUUGUUAGACAUUCUAUACCACAAUUCUCUGGAACUGUUAAAGACGCUUUAGAAUAAAAUCUAUGGAUAAGUAAAAUUAUUGGUUUGCUGACUAAAAGGUAACAUUGUGAAUAUUAACGAUAUGUACACUUUCUUUUCCAGAACCAAUAAGGGAAAAAAAAGGGUUUUCAAUCUUCUCUGGUCAACAAUGUCAUUGGAGACUAAUUAACUGCUUUCCACAGUAGUUAAAGUCAGCCGCUUUAAAAAUAAAAAUAUCUGGAUAAGGCUAAAACAUGGAGUUCUGGAUGAGUGAGUCCAGUUCGUUUGCUAUUAUUGGCUUAUGAUUCUCUAGUGAGUACACCAUGUACUGGGAAUGAAUAUGCAUUAGUAGAUAUAUUGGAAGGGUUUUUUCCAAUUCAGUUUCAAAUUGGGUAUGCAAAAGGAUGAACAUGUUUUUGAAAAAUGUAUUUAAGUUGCUCCUAAAGAAAGGGGGAGUGGAAACAUAUUAAUGGUGUCAAAAUGCCCUGAAUCCUAGGAAUUUCCUGUGAAAGACUGAUCACCUUUUACUAGAAAUUGUUGGAACAGGUGGGAUUUACUUAUAAAAUGUUUAAGACACCAGACUCUAUUCAAACUGUAUAAUUACUUUGAAAAUCUAUUAUGUCCCUGGGAAAAUUAUGAAGAGUUGUACCCUUAAAUUGAAUAAGUUAUUCAAAUAGGUUUAUUUUAAUUUUUAUUUUUGAUAUAACAUGGGUUCAUAGGUAAAACUAUCAGUUCCUUGGGGUUAUGGUCUUUGGGUAAAUACACAAAUGUGGUUUGUUCAUUAUGCAUAUAAAAAGUGUUGAAAGUUAUUCCAACGGGUUUAUUGGAGUGUGGGUUUGUGAGGGUUUUUGUUGAUAAAUACAUCAUCUGUAAUUCAUCUGAGAGAACACUGGUGGAAUAAGGGAGUUAUCAUAAGAAGGUGACGUCAGAAUGCUUUAAGGCAUGGGAGAGAAUAUCACUACAAGUGGGUGUGGAGCUCAAACCCACCCUAACCGACUGAACAGUGAGGGACAACUGUGUCUGAUGACCUGUGUACUGUAUCUAAAAAAAAAAGACAUGCUGAAAUGAUAUGGGCCAGGGAGAGUAAUGACUUAAAGGAUUGGGGUACUGAUCUUUUUAUUAUCAGGCCACAAAUGAGAGAAAAACUGAGACAACGGGGCUAUUGGAAAAUAGAUAAUACUGGUAUUUAAAGUGUUUAGUAUAAAUGUUCAUUAUUAAAGGGAUGAUCUGUAUUGAAUAGAUAAGGUCAAAUUUGAGUUAAAGUAAACACUAAGGACUGUUAUCCUGAUUAUUGGGUUGGAAAAUGUAUUUAAGAAAUAACUGUUUAGUUAUUUAGAUAUAGAACUGUUUAAAUUUAAUAGGCCUAGGGAAGCUCUGGAAACUAAUCCUGAGACAAGGUGGUUGACAAAACUUACAGAAUAUUAGAUUAAAGUUUUUUAUUUUUUAUUUUUUUUGUUUUAUAAUGUCAUUGGAAUUGGAAUGAUAAAAUCUAAUGUUUAAUUGAAUAAAAAGAUAGUAUGUUGUGCGAUGAUACCCAAGAAUGAAGAAGAAAGAGACCAAUAAUAACAGGGGCAUAGAAUGAAACAGAUGGACGUUUUCUCCAGGUUUAAUUACAUUACGAAUAGUGGAAAUUUAUUGCAAAUGUGUAAUUAUUAUAAUUUUUUUUUCUCUUUUUCUCGUUUGGUCAAUUUAUUUUUGUUUUGAGGAACAUAAGGUUGUGUAUAUGUUCCUGAGGAGGGACUGAAAUUGAUAUAAAUGAUAUAUAAAUUGACUUAAGGAUGUUUUAAGUAUGUAUCAAACAAUGGCUGUUAUGGGUUAGGGGACUCAUAAAUGAAGGUAAUGGUAGUGAAGGGGUGUUAUUUCUAGAAACUAUGUAUAAUAAUAGAGAUAAUUCACAGAAAAGGAAAGACAGCUGACUGUGUAAAAUAUAGGGAAAAUUCUAAAGUAAAUAGAACAAUUCACAUAUCUAAAGAUAUGGUAAAAAUAAUAAGUGGUGGCAUUUUGAACACUAGAGCAAAAGUUUAAGAAACUUAUUACUUAGUUUUGAUAGGAUUGGAUAUUAAUCCAACUGGAAGACAUUUGACUGAUUACAUGUUAGUGUACAGCAGUUGAUGUAGGGAACAUCAUUUGACUAUCAUUGAAUAUUUCUGUGGCAGGAGGCCAGGUAUUUGAGGCAGAAUGGUUACAUAGGGCUGUUAUUAAAAAUUAAGAUUUAGUGAUUUUGCUAAUGUUGUCAGGAAAUAACCCAUGUGUUAGUGUGUAUGUCCUCAGGAAAAAACAGCCAGAAAUGGAAGGGCUUGGGCUGCAUUCUGGAGACUGAGUGUACAUCAAGAUACACCAGGCUGGUGGUAUAUUUCUUACAACACUGCAGUGGUAAAGUUCUUCAUGUCUCUCUUUGGUGGGUGCAUAAGUCUCACGAGAAGUAAGGUCCAGCUGAAUAAUGGGUGAGCUUGAAAACACCAUGACAGAGGAUGUGGAAUCAGAGAGAGAAAGAGAGAGAGACUAGAUUCCACUAUAGACAUACUGGGUUGAGUUUGGAGGCUACUUGUUUUAUUUUUAAUACAUCAUGUGAAAGAGAAUGGAUGAUAGGAUAUUAUACUCUAAACAAACAUGUUAAAGGGAUUGAUAUGAAAGCAUAUACAGUGUUGAAUUAAUUCAAGAAGAGAGAAUGUUAAUUGUAGAGUAUGCACAUGAUUAUCAGUUGAAAUGAAGUAGAUGGGAAACUAAGUAAAAAUGACAUGAUUUGGGAACACCUCUCAGAACCUGGGGCCGAAAGGGGAAGACUGGGUGGAAGCAUGAGGAAGCUUUUUAGGGCUUUUAUUUUUGUGGAGUCCAGCAGAAAAGUAUCCUGGAGGCAUAGAGUCAGGUAAAGAGAGAGUGGGAAUUGUCAUGGUUUCAGAUUUCAGUUUGCAUGAAUAUAUUUAUGCAUAACACAUAACAUUGUCAAUGCUGUUAUGUUUUGUCUGUUGUUUUCCAAGUCUUAUGUUUAGGAAACCAGAAGGAGAGGGGUUCGCCAGCUUCAGCUGGAAUGUCUGUUUGUUGUGUGAUGAGUGAUGGAAGUAAGAGGAUGUAUGGUGCAAUCAUAGAACAGAGGCCAUAAGUCUCUAAGUAUGAAUGCUUCACAGAAAGUAGGCAGAAACCUGAACCAGGAUGAGAGGUUCUGCGUCUGAUGAUCCAAGGGGACCAGAAGGACCUCUCCCAGUGAUACCAGGAGAUCUAGUCCACGUUGGAGGGAUCCGGAGGAAGUGGGAUCAACCGAGGAGAGAUGGACCCUAUGAGGUGGCCAAAGCAACAAGAAUGGCCGUCCAAGUGAAAAGAAGCCAGACGUGGUACCAUCUGAACCACUGCAGCUGAGUCCCAACAGAGAGAAGGAUACAACCACAUAGAGAUGAGGACACAGAGGAUGCUGAUUCACCAGGAGGGAGCCUGGAGGGAGCAGGAGCAGCGGAAACGAUUGAGACGCCAGGGAGGAGCCAAGAAAACAGCAAAUCAAGUGAAAGCCAAAAUACGACAAGUGCAUCGACUAAUGCACCCAGAAGAGGAGGAGAGGCCUCACAAGGAACAGAAUGAGAACAUCUUUUCCCUAAAAAUUGAAACCUUCCAGAUGGAAGUUAAGUCUGGCCUGAGGAGGGAGCCUCAGGUGAAGAAAGAGGAGGAAAAGUCCCGCAAGCUGAAGAAAAUGGGGAUUACCCUACAAUUGACUUUUAAACUUUUGAAUGGCCUCCUUUACAGACAAUUGAUGUUAGAACAACAAAAGAAUAAUGACAUUGACAUAACAGAAGCAACAGUGAAUGCUAGUAUAGAAACAACAGACUAAUGCACAAUCAAGAUGUAUGGUGGGAGCAGGAAGAGAAGAAUGGAAUCAGCCGAACAAUCCAAAAAGACUGACAAGGUUAGAAUCUAUGUUCCACCUCAAUUUAUAACAGAAGUAGGAGAACUGAAGUCUAUCUCAAUCAUAAGGAUCAAACCCUUAUCGGAGAUUGCACUCUGUGGAUGGACAUAUCACCAAACAAAGGGACAAGUCGUUUGGGAUCCGAAAGGAUGUGACCUGACAUUAAUCGAAGAAAAAGACGAGAGGGUGCUCAUCAUGAAUCAGAUUGAACCAGUUGAAGGUGAAGAAUUAAUAGUUGAAAUAACAAGAACAACAGUGACCGAAGGGAGUAGCACCACUGUCAUUAAGAUUGAUCCUACCCCUGCACAUGAACAGGAAGAACCUGUGACAACAACAAGGGUGGCGGCUGCUGUGACGAUCACAGUAGCUACCACUAGAUGACAUCGACUGCCUUUACCAAGCAGACCACCGUGCCAACAAAGCAACCUGAGACAUCAGAGUCAGGAGAGUUUUUUACUGACAUUUGGAACUUUCUGAUAAACUCUAAUGAUCUACCUCAAGAUAAGAACAUUGAAAAAGCAACAGAAUUAGAUAUAUCAGAAUCAGAACCACUCAAGGACACCACAUGAGAAGAAGUAGUGAAGAAGGAGUGAUACGAAUGGGCUAAGUAUAUGGCAAACAGACACAGAAUGGACAAUUGUAUUUUGUGAAGAAAAUCACCUUGGUCUGAUCUUUUAAUAGUCUCUGAACCAGAAUCAUGUAAAAACUGUGUAAGUUGUAAAAAUGACUAUUGUACCAAUAGAAAGUAUUCUAUUCCCUUGUGUGACAUAAAAUGUAGGAUUGUUCUGGGUAAGUACUAGGGGUAAAACUAUGUUGAAUGAGACCAUGAUGGGAGACAAUGAUUGUGUUGCCUAUAAUAUUAGAACUGAAUUAAAUGCACCUCAAUUAGACAGAGGUACCGUGGUUAAAGGAAAAUAUGAAUGUUUUUACAGACACCACACCGAAGGAAUUGAUGUAGGAAACACCACUGUAGAAUGUGAUACUAUUUGGGUGUUAGAGAAUGCGGGAGUUCGUAAAAGUAAUGAUAAAGGGUUGAUUAUGAAUAGAAAAGAGUUGUGUAGUUACAUAACUCAGGUUGCGCCAUCUCUUACUAUGUUGAAAAUUCAAGACAGAGGUAUUGCUGAUAGUUUCUGGAUGUGUGGAAAAAACUAACUGUUGAAUGUAUUGUCUGAUGGAUGGAUUGGUCUUUGUGCCUUAGAGCAAUUAAAUAGGUUACGAUUAUUAAAUCACCCCAUGAUGACUAUGUAAAACCUAGAGUUAAAAGGGCUUAUGAGAAGGAUCCUGAGGUAUACCUUAAUGCAAUUGGACUGCUUAGAGGUCUACCUAGGGAUUUCAAGGCCAGAGAUGAGGUUAAAUCAGGAUUUGAAUCUAUAUUUUUGUGGAUAACACCAAAUUAGAACUUAGAGUGGAUUAAUUUUAUUGGCUAUAACCAACAGGGAUUCAUUAACUAUACUUAAUUGGCUCUUAGUGGAGAAGGGUGGAGUUUGUGUCAUGUUUGGGGAUGACUGUUGCACCUUUAUUCACAAUAUUGCUAUGGCCAAAUUCAAAGGAUUAUGAGCAGAAGUAAAGGCUAAUGCUGAUGAAAAUGUAAUGAAAAUGUUUAGACUCUCAUGUAUGAAUUUGGUUGGAUCUAGCGUUAAGAAAGUGGGAAGCCCAGGCAAUUAUACCAAUAAGUAUGGAAAGCCUUGUAAUGCGGUUGGAGGACCUCUUGACUGCCCCUUUGGUAACCAUAACUGUCUCUAUGAAGUGAUUGGGGGUGGGGGAGGGGGGGUCAUGCGUGUCAUGGUUUCCAUGUAUAUGUUCAAUUACCCAGUUCAGAUUAAUGUUUACUCAUACAUGUCCACAAAAAGUGUAAUUUGCGUCACAAUUGCAAGUGGUGUACAAAAAUUCAUGAGGAUGGUCAUUAUCAUCACCUAGAACCUUUUUUCUGUGCCAAGUGUCAAAAAGGAGAUUGUUUUAUUUGUAAGGAUGAGGACUGUGCUCCUAGAUAAUGGGGUUUAGCAUUUUUAUUUUGCAUAAUGCUUUGUGUUCUUUGUAUGUUUCUUUGAAUUUUUAUAUAUAUAUCGAUGAACAUAUAUAUUUUCUUUUAAUUAAAGUUAGUUUUGCCUUCUAAAAAUAGGAUCAUUUUACAAAAACAUGUUAGGUGACAGAGGGUAUUCCGGUUACAAGUGUCUAUGGACCAUGUAUUAAAUCAUCUAACAAAGGUUGGUAGGUGUCUGCACGGGGGGAUAAUGUUGAAAUGUUUUGUCUAGUUAGGUUUUUAUUAAUGUUUCUAAUUGGAUCUUUUACUCCUAUUUUAGUUUUAAUCAUUUGGAGAUGUUUGGUCUAGUUGGUUUAUGUGCUUUAUUCUGUUUUUGUAUUUUCUUGUACAUCGUAGGUAUUCUCAUUUACUUUCCCAAAGUCUUAUUUUGUAUCAUUUAUGUGGCUAAUUAGCCCCAGAUGGGGGAUUGUAGUGGUGUGGUGGUAAUAUGAGAUACAUGGAUAACAUGUGGAGAUGGAGGAUGGCUGAGCAUUGGAGUGACAGACCACAUGUUGGCAGGGGUCAUGGGACCGUGGUGAUGGAAGUCUACUGGGGGACGUUCUGGCCCUCUGAUCCUUCUAUAUUCUCCAUUUCUCUGUUAUAUUGACCAGACUACUGGGCGCCUACUGGGCGCUUUGACACACUAGAUUUAUAGUUUACCCAUUCCACUAGAAAAGCAUACAUACCAGAGAAAUAUGCCUGGGGUGGCUGGACACUAAUGAACAAGAAACACAUAGUCUGCUGAUUCCAUUUGAGUGAAACUGACCAGACACAUAGACGCCUAUAAGCAAUUGGAUGCCCUAGAGAGGGGGGGGGCACAAAGAGUGCAUUGAUUUAGUGGUGAAGGGAGGGUCCGGCCACCAUUAUAAACUGAUUGAAGGCAGAUGGUGGGGGAUGACUUCAUAGGGGACGGACAAUACUAUGUGGGUAUAAAUAAAAAGGACUGGACUUCUGAGAGGGGGGUUCGGUGGGACAUUCGAGAUGGUCAUACUAUUGUAAAUAAAAGCAUGUUUUUGAUUUCACAAGUUCUGAUAAAGCGUUAUAUUUCUGAGAUGAUUUUCCACGACAGUUACUGCAGGUUUCCUUUAGGUUUGAGCCUCUGGUUGCCAUGGUUCAUUGACUCUGGUCAAUGCUAUGCAGUGUGCGUGUGCGCUUUACCAAGUCACAACAGGUGUUGUUUUGGAAUUGUGCUUUCAUGUAUGAGUUCUGACAUUUCAGGCUUGCAAUGUAAGUAUUGUUCUUGGAACCGUAGGGUCUAUGGACUUGGGCUGUAGUGGCGGCGUGUCAGUGUUCAUUGCCAAGUUGCAGCAGGUUCUGGUUCCCUAUAUGAGGCUGUGACAGUUCAGCCCUCAUGAUGCUCUGACAGUUCAGGUGUCUUGGUUAAGUUUUAGGGAAAACAUUUUUUGAAGCCGGUGGAACCUGUAUGUGUUUGGGCUGCCAUGGGCCUCCUAGUUUGGUAACCUCUGAGCCGGCUUGGGGCGUGAUUGUAUGUCCCCGUAGAAUGUUACACAGAGUGACCGACUGAAAGGAAGUGUACAGGACCAGUAUCCCUUCUUUCUUUUCUAUCCAAAACUUUUGAACGUGCCGUCCUUGGCCAGCUUUCCUGCUAUCUCUCUCAGAAUGACCUUCUUGAUCCAAAUCAGUCUGGUUUCAAGACUAGUCAUUCAACUGAGACUGCUCUUCUCUGUGUCACGGAGGCUCUUCUCACUGCUAAAGCUAACUCUCUCUCCUCUGCUCUCAUCCUUCUAGACCUAUCGGCUGCCUUUGAUACUGUGAACCAUCAGAUGCUCCUCUCCACCCUCUCCGAGUUGGGCAUCUCCGGCGCUGCCCACGCUUGGAUUGCGUCCUACCUGACAGGUUGCUCCUACCAGGUGGCGAAUCGCAUCUCUGCAUGUCUGGCAGACAUAUCAGUGUGGAUGACGGAUCACCACCUCAAGCUGAACCUCGGCAAGACGGAGCUGCUCUUCCUCCCGGGGAAGGACUGCCCGUUCCAUGAUCUCGCCAUCACGGUUGACAACUCCAUUGUGUCCUCCUCCCAGAGCGCUAAGAACCUUGGCGUGAUCCUGGACAACACCCUGUCGUUCUCAACUAACAUCAAGGCGGUGGCCCGUUCCUGUAGGUUCAUGCUCUACAACAUCCGCAGAGUACGACCCUGCCUCACACAGGAAGCGGCGCAGGUCCUAAUCCAGGCACUUGUCAUCUCCCGUCUGGAUUACUGCAACUCGCUGUUGGCUGGGCUCCCUGCCUGUGCCAUUAAACCCCUACAACUCAUCCAGAACGCCGCAGCCCGUCUGGUGUUCAACCUUCCCAAGUUCUCUCACGUCACACCGCUCCUCCGCUCUCUCCACUGUUUCCAGUUGAAGCUUCGCAUCCGGUACAAGACCAUGGUGCUUGCCUACGGAGCUGUGAGGGGAACGGCACCUCCGUACCUUCAGGCUCUGAUCAGGCCCUACACCCAAACAAGGGCACUGCGUUCAUCCACCUCUGGCCUGCUCGCCUCCCUACCUCUGAGGAAGUACAGUUCCCGCUCAGCCCAGUCAAAACUGUUCGCUGCUCUGGCACCCCAAUGGUGGAACAAACUCCCUCACGACGCCAGGACAGCGGAGUCAAUCACCACCUUCGGGAGACACCUGAAACCCCACCUCUUUAAGGAAUACCUAGGAUAGGAUAAAGUAAUCCUUCUGACCCCCUUCUGACCCCCGCCCC
Molecule: messenger RNA, 12387 nt
Organism: Salvelinus fontinalis (brook trout)
Lineage: Eukaryota; Metazoa; Chordata; Actinopteri; Salmoniformes; Salmonidae
Exons: 2
Coding region: 11466-12347 (293 amino acids)
Source: RefSeq, a predicted model, not a curated record